This is a messenger RNA of Paramecium tetraurelia, 1311 nucleotides long. RefSeq lists its product as uncharacterized. Gene Ontology annotation, molecular function: protein binding. The transcript is spliced from 2 exons. The record is from RefSeq and is a predicted model, not a curated record. Lineage: Eukaryota; Ciliophora; Oligohymenophorea; Peniculida; Parameciidae.
AUGGAGUUAGCUGUUUCUAAGAAUAGUAUCAGAUCAUUUUGCUUUCUCUAGAUUGUAAAUUUAUCAUCAUGUAGUAGUAAAAAUGAUAUUCUUUUAUGGAAUGUGAAAACAGGAAAAAUAAAGCUUAUAAAAAAGUAAUACCAUGAUAUCACAUCAGUUAAUUUCACCCCAUUUGGUACUUUAGCAUCCUCCAUCGAGUGUUUUGUGUAUUUAUGGAAUGGUAAAACAGGAAAAUAAUUGAAAAUAUUUGUAGGCCAUUAAAAUUCAGUCUGUUUUUCACCUGAUGGUAUUAAACAUUAAUGUCUUAGAGUAUCCGUUUAUGGCAUAUUAAGACAGGAAUAUAAAAAUGUGAAUUUCAGAGUUAAAAUCGACCAGUCUAGUUCUCUCCGAAUGGAAUUGUAUUAGUAAGAAAUGAAUUUCAAACACUAUCAUGUUAUGGGAUGUUAGGACAGGAUAAUAAUUGAUCAAAAUGAUAGUGAUACGACAUAAUGUUUUUCUCCUGAUUGUUCUAUAUUAGCAACUAGUAAGAUGAUGGAAAACUAUACGCUUAUGGGAUGUUAAGAAAGUUUCAUAAAAGCCAAAUUAGAUGUUCAUACUCAUGUGAUUAUCCGAUCAGUUUCUCUCCUGAUGGUACUACAUUAGUAUCAUGGAGUAAGGGUAACUCGAUCUGAUUUAGGAUGUUAAGAUAGAUAAUAAAAUUUCAAAUUUGAUGGCUCUAAAAUUCAAAGUUAAAACAUAGGUUUCUCUCCUAAUGGAAUGACCUUAGCUUUUAGUAGUUUCUAUAAAUCUAUCUGUUUAUGGGAUUUUAAGACAGCAUUGAAAAAAAUAAAGUUAGUCUUUUUCUCUCCUGAUGGUAAGACAUUAGCAUCAGUAAAGAUAACUCCAUCUAUUUAUGGGAUUAAAGGUAUAACUAUAAAAAGCCAAAUUAGAUGGUCAUUCAAAUUCAGUUCACUCAGUCUGUUUCUCUUUUAAUGGUACUAAAUCAGUAUUAGGUAGCGGGGGAUCCUACUAUUCGUUAAUGGCUUGUCAAGACAGCUUGAUAAAAACAAAAUUAGAUAAUUACAAAUAAAACCGCAUGGUCAGCCUGUUUCUCCCCUGAUAGUACUAAAUUAGCAUCUGGCAGUGAUGAUAACUCUAUCCGUUUAUGGAAUGUUAAUAUAAAAGUCAAAAAUUAGAUAGUCGUACUAAUUCAAUCUGGUCCGUAAGCUUCUCUCCAGAUGGUACUACAUUAGAUUCUGGUAAUAAAAAUAAGUCUAUUAAAUUAGCCUAACAUUUUUUAUCUCUAGAAGUUUUAUUUCCUCCAAAAUUUGA